GGAGUAGAGCGAGAGUAGCGGGAGGACAUUUAUGACGUCAUAGGAAUUGUGGCCCUUGCCCCUUGUCGCCCUUGCCGUGGCCGCUGCCUGCAAAGCAUCAUGGAUGUUUGUAUAACUUCCGCCCCAGGCGAUGACUUUGGUUUCGAUUUGAGGAUCGUGCCAACAUGCCAAGGGAAGAUUGUGUUGUAGCUACAGUGGCUAAAUGGUGCCUACCAAGGGUGUGGCUAUUCAUUUCUUUUUUUCCACACUGCACCGACUGCACCACUGUGGUCUGCACCGAAGGGGUUGGAAGUGGGUUGGAAUCUCGAAGGGCGAGUCAGGCGAGUGGGCGAGUUACCAGAUUUGCCCACGUGAUAUGUGACGUUCUUCUUCAGGUCCGGUGCUUUCUUACUCAAGUCGGACCUCCCAGCCCAGGUUCGACAGAAAAGCGGGUUGCUAGGCAACUGGCUACUGCUGCCGAUUUAUAGACGAAGGUACAGAUUAUUGUAAGCUCGAAAAAGUAUACUGUAUUACCCAACUGGCAAACUGCCUGAAGCAAGGACACGGGAGCGCUACGUGUGUGAUUGACGUUUAAUGACGUCUUCAGUCGUCACAUCAAAACAAACAUGGAUGCGCCCGAGAGAACCUGCUAUCAAUGCGGGAAACCAGCGAAAUACUGCUGUCCCAGGUGCACGACCCGAUCCUGUUCUCUGCCGUGCGUUAAAGAACACAAGAGACGCCAAGAGUGCGACGGCAUCCGUGACAAAACCGCCUUUCUGCCGCUCUCGGAGUUCACAGACCUGGAUCUUCUAAGUGAUUACAGGUUCCUCGAGGAGUCUUCCAGAGUUGUCGACAAUGCAUACCGAGAGAAGCCCGUCUUAGGGAUCUUUCCCCAACAGCGUAACAUCCCAGGGUUUCUGCACAAGUUCCAGAACGAGGCGAAGCGUCGUGGGACAGACUUGAAGUUCCUGCCCAAAUGCUUCACAAAGCGCCAGGAGAACAGGUCCUGCUUCAACUUUAGGGAGAGGUGCAUCUACUGGCAGGUGGCCUGGGAAUUCGUGCAAGCUAACGUCAAGAUCAAGGAGGAGCAGAGCAUUCAUGAAAAAGAGAGCUUGGGUCGGUGCUUGGAAAAGCACCUGGACGGCGACCAGUGCAAGCCAGAGCUUCGGUCCCCUCUGCAGUUCUACCAGGCUGCCGGCACCAGGGGGGUAUGCGUUCUGCUGGCAGUCGAAGGCCAGCCCGCAUCACAGCCAUGUUACUACAGCCUUGACCUUUCAUCGAGUCUCGAAGACUGCCUCAAGGGGAAGGUCGUCGUAGAGUAUCCGACAUUCUUGGUUGUGCUGAAGGAGCAUGCAACCGGGUUUCGCAUCAUCAAGUGCGAGGAGUCGGGGUCUGCCAGCCGCACAAGCAUUCCAACAUUCUUCAGCAACCCAAACGUGUCCUCUGGAAGCAGCGACGAAGAAUGAAGAUUAGGAUGUACAAAUUGAAACUUGUAAAUCUGUGGGACUAAUAAAAGCCUCACCGAAAAGUUUUCA
This is a messenger RNA of Ixodes scapularis (black-legged tick), 1514 nucleotides long. RefSeq names its product box C/D snoRNA protein 1. The record is from RefSeq and is a predicted model, not a curated record. Gene Ontology annotation, cellular component: nucleus; pre-snoRNP complex. The coding region runs from base 606 to 1445 and encodes 279 amino acids. The transcript has 7 exons. Gene Ontology annotation, biological process: maturation of LSU-rRNA from tricistronic rRNA transcript (SSU-rRNA, 5.8S rRNA, LSU-rRNA); snoRNA localization; box C/D snoRNP assembly. Lineage: Eukaryota; Metazoa; Arthropoda; Arachnida; Ixodida; Ixodidae.